Panicum virgatum (switchgrass) is the source of this 1429-nucleotide messenger RNA. Its product is annotated as peroxidase 2-like. The transcript is spliced from 2 exons. The record is from RefSeq and is a predicted model, not a curated record. Gene Ontology annotation, molecular function: peroxidase activity; heme binding. Gene Ontology annotation, cellular component: plasmodesma; plant-type cell wall. Bases 82 to 1152 code for a protein of 356 amino acids. Gene Ontology annotation, biological process: hydrogen peroxide catabolic process; response to oxidative stress. NCBI's taxonomy places the organism in Eukaryota, Viridiplantae, Streptophyta, Magnoliopsida, Poales, Poaceae.
UCUCUAGCUCUGUCUCUCGAGUGGAUUAACACUCGAGCACACACAAGACACUCUUGGCAGAGUGCACGAAGCUAAGCAGCGAUGGCCGCUAAGCUCGCCGUCUUCACCGUACUCGCGCUGCUCGGCUCCGUGUCGUGCCAAGCGGGCUACGGCGGCUAUGGCUAUGGCGGCGGCAAUCCCACUCCUCCGACACCCACUUAUCCUCCGGCACCCAGCCCACCCACACCCACCGGACCAAGCCCUCCUCCUACCGCUGGCCUGAGGGUCGGAUACUACGACGACAAGUGCCCCGGAGCCGAAGGCAUCGUCAGGGAGGCCGUGCGCGGCGCCAACGACGGCAUCAAAGCUGGGCUCGUCCGCCUCUUCUUCCACGACUGCUUCGUCCGGGGGUGCGACGCCUCCGUUCUGCUCCAGCCGACGGACGCCAACCCGCAGCCGGAGAUGCUGGGCAUCCCGAACCUGAGCCUGCGCGGAUUCGGGGUCAUCGACGCGGCGAAGACCACGCUCGAGGCGACGUGCCCGGGCGUCGUGUCCUGCGCCGACAUCGUCGCCUUUGCCGGCCGCGACGCCAGCUACUUCCUCAGCGGCUACGCGAUCAACUUCACCAUGCCCGCGGGCCGCUACGACGGCACCGUGUCCCUCGCCAACGAGACCCUGCCCAACCUGCCCCCGCCCUUCGCCGACGUCCCGCGCCUCAAGGCCAUGUUCGCCGCCAAGGGGCUCGACGCCGUCGACAUGGUCGCGCUCUCCGGCGCGCACAGCAUCGGCCGCUCCCACUGCUCGUCCUUCUCCGACCGCCUCCCGCCCAGCAACACCUCGGACAUGGACCCGGCGUUCGCCGCCGAGCUCCAGGCUAACUGCACGUCGCCGACCGGCGCAGACAACACGGUGGCGCAGGACUACAAGACCCCCGACCAGCUGGACAGCCAGUACUACAUGAACGUGAUCAACCACAAGGUGCUCUUCAAAUCCGACGCCGCGCUCCUCAAGUCGAACGAGACGAUUCCACUGGUGUACGCAGCCGCCCUCUCUCCGAAGCUGUGGAAGUACAAGUUCGGGCAGGCCAUGGUGAAGAUGGGCGGCGUCGAGGUCAAGACCGCCGCCAAUGGGGAGAUCAGGAAGAUGUGCGGCUUCGUCAACAAGCCAUACUAGUCCGGCUGAUGGUCAGAACUAUAAACCCGUGAGAUGACCGAGGGUUCGAACUUGACGUACGUGUGAGAUCGAGAGAACACUACGCGUCUAAUGUUGCUUCACUGUGAUAUUUCCUUUUUUUUCAUUAUUUCCAUUUCAGUUCUGUUAUUCUCUACCAUUUCCCCACCAAUGUUGCUUCAUUAUUUUGUUGAAUUUAUAUGCUGCAAAUUUGAUUGUACUACCACUUGAGAUUCCAGAAAGUAAUGGAACGAUAGUAUUGAUAUUUACUAAUUCAGAA